GACAUCUCGCGAGAGGUGAGCGCGCCAGGCCGGACGGGAGUAAAGUGUCUGCUCCGCUGAGGUGGGAGAAGAGCCCAGAGCGAGAACGCGGGCACUGAGCACGGUAGGUGGCGGAGCUACCGGCAGCUCCGCUCAGCUAUAUGAAAUAUGGGAGACGACAGACCGUUUGUGUGCAAUGCCCCAGGCUGUGGACAGAGAUUUACAAACGAGGACCACCUGGCGGUUCAUAAACACAAGCAUGAGAUGACAUUGAAAUUUGGCCCAGCCCGGACAGACUCAGUCAUCAUUGCAGAUCAGACCCCUACCCCUACUCGAUUCUUGAAGAAUUGUGAAGAGGUGGGGCUCUUCAAUGAACUAGCUAGCUCCUUUGAGCAUGAAUUCAAGAAAGCUGCGGAUGAUGAUGAGAAAAAGCAGGCUGCUGGGCCCUUGGACAUGUCCCUGCCCUCCACACCAGACAUUAGAAUCAAAGAGGAAGAACCAGUGGAGGUAGACUCAUCCCCCCCUGACAGCCCAGUCUCCAGUCCCCACUCCCCACCAAUAAAAAAGGAGGUCACCUCCAAGCCCGCUGUAAUCUCCACUCCCACACCCACCAUUGUUCGACCAGGAUCUCUGCCUCUCCAUCUGGGCUAUGAUCCACUUCACCCAACCCUUCCCUCCCCAACCUCUGUCAUCACACAGGCUCCACCUUCCAACAGGCAGCUGGGGUCCCCCACUGGCUCCCUCCCUCUCGUCAUGCACCUUGCUAAUGGACAGACCAUGCCUGUGCUGCCAGGGCCUCCAGUACAGAUGCCUUCUGUUAUAUCGCUGGCCAGACCCAUCUCCAUGGUCCCCAACAUUCCUGGUAUCCCCGGUCCACCAGUCAACAGCAGUGGUUCAGUCUCUCCUUCUGGCCUGCCCAUGCCCUCAGAAGCCAAGAUGAGACUAAAAGCCACUCUGACCCACCAAGUCUCUUCCAUCAAUGGUGGUUGUGGAAUGGUGGUGGGCACUGCCAGCACUAUGGUGACUGCUCGCCCAGAGCAGAGCCAGAUCCUCACCCAGCACCCUGAUGCCCCAUCCCCUGCUCAGCCACAGGUCUCCCCGGCACAACCCACCCCAAGUACUGGGGGGCGGAGGCGGCGCACAGUGGAUGAGGAUCCCGAUGAAAGGCGACAGCGUUUCCUAGAACGCAACCGCGCAGCAGCCUCUCGAUGCCGGCAGAAGCGCAAACUCUGGGUGUCCUCCCUGGAGAAGAAGGCAGAGGAACUCACAUCCCAGAACAUCCAGCUGAGUAAUGAAGUCACAUUACUGCGCAAUGAGGUAGCCCAGUUAAAACAGCUGCUGUUAGCGCACAAAGACUGCCCAGUCACUGCACUACAGAAGAAGACCCAAGGGUACCUUGCAGAAAGCCCCAAGGAGAGCUCAGAGCCAACAGGUUCCCCAGCCCCGGUGAUCCAGCACAGCUCUGCAACAGCUGCUAGCAAUGGCCUCAGCGUCCGCUCCGCCGCCGAAGCCGUCGCCACAUCAGUCCUCACUCAGAUGGCCAGCCAAAGGACAGAACUGAGCAUGCCCAUACAGGCGCAUGUGAUCAUGACCCCACAGUCCCAGUCUGCGGGCAGAUGAUGCCUCCCCCAGUGGAGAAGUCCCUGGCCAGAGCUCGCCCUCCCAAAAGCUGAGAGAGACAACAUCCCUUCUCCUCCUACCUGCCUUGCACAUGGGAUGGCAGGGGAGAAAUUGUGUUUUAAGUGAGUAAAGGACAGUUAUGGAGCUAUUCACCUACAUAGGUCCUACACAUCUGACCUGUGUACUCUAAGGGCCUGCCAGCCCCAAAGCAUCCGAUCACUCCCACCUCACACCCCAAGGUGGGUUCUCAUCCCCCAUUGCAAAAGGUCUUCCUCAGUGGUGGAAAUAACACCUCUCCAAGCCCCCUGUACUGUCCACAUGCCCACCUGUUUUAACACUAACCUGUCUGCCAGCGGAUCAAGAGAGUUUCUCUGCUCUCUUCCCCUCUGCCAAACUGUAGCCGUCACCUUUGCAAGGCUAGGCAGCGUGCUCGUGUCAGGCUGCCUGGAGAGCAUGGGGAGGGUCCAACUGGAGUGUGCUGUCCCAUCCAGCUCCCGUGCCCAUACCCUCUCUGCCCUCAGAGCCUGGCUUGGUCCCCCAAAGCCACCAGCAUUAUCCUCCUCCCACCAUCACCAGUUCUCCUAUUUCAAUAUUAAGAAUCUUGGGUUGCCCAAGUGGGCUCUCCUCCAUUUCUCCAAUACGCCUCGGCAACCUCGUUUUGUGGCCUUAAAUUGUUAAGCCUCACCUGACUUCUGGGUUUUCUUCCCCAUACCUCAGCUCAGACUGUUGGGACGCGAUGGAGCCGUGUAUGUCUACAGGAAAUGCCAUGUCAGGCUUCUUCCACAAAGUCCUUAAGACGGUGGUUUCUCUGCCUUUUGCAGCAGUUACCUGGCCAGCGUGCGUGUGCACAUCUGUGCCUCUGCUGGUUUCUUCCCCUCGCCACACUUCUCUCUUAGCUCUCCUUCCAUCAGUCUGCAGAUCAAAGCAGCCCAGCACCAAGGCUGGGUGGUAUGUUUACAGAAACUUACGUUUCCUAAAUUGUUCCUCAGCCCAAUCUUUACAUUUAGAAGAACCUGUCCCCCUCAGGCUCUUCCUUCUCCUUCCCCCACCAUCUUCCCAGGCCAGCUCUCCUUCCCCCACUUCUGCGGUUAUCGCCCAGCUCUCGCUGCCUUCCCUCACCUGGGACCCAGAGUCCCCGGGCUCCUGAGGCCUGAGAGGCCAGGACAUGAUGUGAGCUCCCUUGGGUACAGUGAAAUGUUGGCUCGGAAGGAAACCUCAGCCUUCCUCCGGUAGAGAGAGAGUGCCAGGAGCCGCCCUCUCCCUGUCCCAGCCUCCUGCGUGACUUCUGGUUUUCCCGGAACUAACUAUGCAAUUUUGUGGCAGGGCUAAAGGCAUUACCCAUGGGGAAGGCCUCUGGCGGUCCUGGAGCUGCCUGCUGCUGGCUGCCUGAGUCACCAGAGCCCUGGAGAAGGGCGAGCUCCCUCUCUCACCUUGUCUUCCAGAAGGAGUUGCCACGGAGAGCUAGGAUCCCGCUUCAUGCUUCUUUCUCCCCCGAUAACACCUAAGCCAGGCCUCAGGCCCAGGGCUGCUGUCGGCUCUUUUUUGAACUUACCCAGAUGUUUUUCAGGCCCAAAGCUGAGAAAGCUAACACACUGUGGAGCUGAGGAAGAGAAAGAAGUCCCUUUCUCUUCCUCCUUGGGGUCAAGGACGGUCCCUGGGAUGACUCAGAGAGCUGCAGGCGUCACAUCUGCAGCCAGGAUCAUUCCCAGCCUCAGCUCCUCAGCUCUGCCGGGCCGGCCUUCCUCAGACACUCAGAGCCGGCACAUGCCUUCAGCAUCCUUUGGCAAGUGCUUUAGGGCCCGUUUUUAUUCUUAGCUUAGCACUGAGGGCCAUGCUCGAAACCCUGCUGCCUUUAUGGCUCCUAGGGAGCUCCACAGAGCUGUCCGGCUUCCCAAAUCAAAUGCUUUUAAACUUGAGGGUUUUCCCAAGCUCAGGUGUCUGUUGGGCAGCCACCUCCUUUUACCAAAGAAAAGGGUGCAGCUCCUGCCCUUCUGUCUCCAUCUUGGAGGUGGGUUUGGGGGUAGAUUAUUGGCCCUCUCUUCCCCCAGGCCCAUUCCCAAAUCCUGGUGUGCCUGUACUCAUCCGCUCAAGGAAAGCAUUCGCAGAGUAGGGAACAUCACAAUUGUAGGCACUCAGGUUCUUCCUCCUCCCUUUCUCACUCCUCCGUGCAGAGUGCCCCUCCACACGAGAGCCCCAGGGGUGGUAACUGACAGGACCAGCGUGGUGAGCACCCCAGCCACGGCAGAAUGAGAGCCUUUCUCUUGGCCUGUGGGGGCCUGAGACCUGAGAAGGGGCAGAGCUCCCUAGCAGAACAGGUGUGUGAAGGAAGAGCCCCCACUUAGCAAGCCUAGCUCCUGGAGCUCCAAAAACCACAGUGCCACAGCACCCAGACACAGCCUCCUUGGCCUGUGUGGAGGAAGAGAAGAGCCUUGGAGAGUGGCUCCCACCAGAAGCAGCAGCAGGAAUGCCCUUGCUCUUGUACCAUGUGUCACACAAACAACUUGAGUCUUUUUUUUUUUUUUGAUGAGACAAUUGGGGUUAAAUGAAUUGCCCAGGGUCACACAGCUAGUAAGUGUCAAGUGGCUGAGGCUGGAUUUGAACUCAGGUCCUCCUGACUCCAGGGCCAGUGCUUUAUCCACUGAGCCACCUACUGCCCUGACAACUUGAGUCUUAAGACAUGCAGCAGGAGCAGCAUCUGAUUGUCUGCACCGCACCUCAUCUUCUGCCUGAUUUGUGUCCCCAGAGGUUACCUUGGCUUCUCUGACCAACCCCACAGUCCCUUAACCCCAAACACUCAACUUUUCACUCUUUGGCUCUAACCACUAGGCAUACCUUGGGAUGGGAUCAGGUGGUGCCAGCCCACUCUGGUCCUAUUCUGCAUGAACUCUCCCUCUUGGUUCCUCCUCCCAGCAUUCACUGCUGCCCAGCUCCAUGCCUUCCUGCCCUUCUAGUCCGCUCAUUCCUGGGAGGGGGCCCUUCCUCGAUAUAACCCAUCCCGACUCCACAGACACAGACAGACAUCAGUUCCCUACUUCCACCCAUACUGAAUUCUUCCUCCUGGGGCUUCACAGGUCCUCUAUACUCUUCUCUUGGCCCCGCUUUGGGACAGAGGCCCUCCCAGGAAGCAGCCCGAUUUGGGAGUGCCUCUGACCCCCUCAGCCCAAGCUUGCAAUAAUUCUCUAUUAAUAAUGUACAUUGUAUACCCCAGAUGGAAAUGUUAUCUUUGUUUUUUAACCUCAUAACCUGACUGUUUAGAAUUCAGCCUUCUGUAUUGCAUACAUACGCCUCUGUUGAUGUGCUUGCCACUCUUUUUGGACUUCUUUUGUGUCCGAGAACACGUGGGGGAUGGGACGGGAAGCUGGAGAAGAGCCCCCGGCCAGGCAAGAGCGGCUCUUUUUUCUUUUGGGGGUUUUUGUUUUUAUUUUUGAGAUUUUCUUUCCUAGCUCCUCUCCUUCCUCUCCCUCCCCCAGACAGACCAGGAGGUUGAGUGGACGUCAGCCAGCCCCCAUUUCUACCUUGGGUUGCUCUGCCGUUUGGGCUUUUUUUUGAAGAUCCUGGUCUCAGAAUGGGGCCAUCACAGGGCCUUACCCCAGCUUCAGGGCUGGGCUGAGGGAGCACAGAAGGGUCCCCUGGUGCCUUAUCAGUCACUUGCUGUGAGCUACAGGGAGAGGAUGGUCAGGAGCAGCCCGUUAAUUGGCUUUACCAUAAGGGGACUUUGACCUCUUUGUUGGUGUGUGUUAAAUACUUCCCCUUGUUCCUCACGCCCCCUCCCCCCCCAACUGUGACAUUUUCACUCCAAAAAAACCUCAGGUAGAAAGAAGGUGGUUUGGGAAGAUAGGUGUCUCCUCCCCUCCAUGAUGUUUAGUUAGGGCCAGGUGGGCCAUCAUCCUGUGUCUCUCCAGGACACAGAAAACAGCCUGAGUCUUGUGGGCGGGGGGGGGGGGGGGUAGGGGAGCUCUAGCGCCUGCCGUGGAAGAGAGAAAUGGCAAUGUCAUGAUGUUGGGUCUCUAAAAGGAAGCAGUGCAUAUCUAGUGACUAUAUCUCCGUACAUCUAUAUAUCCUUGACAUGUAACCUUACCUUCCCAUCCAACCCCCUCUCCCUAGACAAGGGGCUCUUCUCUGUUUCCAGGUUUCCCUACCCUCAGAAGUGAGCUGCCAGGGGGUGGGUUGUGCUGCCAGCUAUUUUAUUACAAAGAGAUUUCUUCCCUUCUCCCUCCCCUCCAUUCUCUAAAUCUGCAUGACAGAAAUGCCCUGUGAGCAGGCUCUCACAAAUUCCCAGGAAGGGGACUGGGCAAGGACUUGACUCCGCUCUCCCUGAGUUUCCUCUCCUUUGCCUCCUAGCUGUUUCCUCCUAGCCAUUGUCCCUCCCUCCCCCACAUAUAUUGUGCCUUAUUUAAUGCUGCAAAUAUAACAUUAAACUAUUAACA
Dromiciops gliroides (monito del monte) is the source of this 6026-nucleotide messenger RNA. RefSeq names its product activating transcription factor 7 (gene ATF7). NCBI's taxonomy places the organism in Eukaryota, Metazoa, Chordata, Mammalia, Microbiotheria, Microbiotheriidae. Gene Ontology annotation, biological process: regulation of transcription by RNA polymerase II. Bases 148 to 1599 code for a protein of 483 amino acids. Gene Ontology annotation, molecular function: cAMP response element binding; DNA-binding transcription factor activity, RNA polymerase II-specific. The transcript has 12 exons. The record is from RefSeq and is a predicted model, not a curated record.